GCCAUACAGAGGCAUAGUACUAACAAUGUUGCUUAAAGGACCUUCAUAUCUUGCUGUUACCCUUACAAAUAUUUAACCAGAAAUACUAGAGACUACAAGAUACUGAACACAGAAUAAUAUCGAACUGUGUUUUCUCCCACUGCUUGGACACACAUUAUAAUCUGAUGGGGACAUGUCCCCAUAUACUGUUUCUGAAAGCUGAUUAAAGAUUAGGACAGGAAGGGUCAGGUUUAGGAAAACAGGAAAACUGAUUCAAGGAAACAAUACGUCACUUACCUAAUUUUCAGCUAAAAGUAGUUAUUUUCCAGAGCAAGCAUGGAGUCUUUGCUUAAGUCCCAGAUGAAACUCAUACUUUUAUCAGCAUGGCUUUACAGUGUUAUAGAUUCAUGCACAUGUUCUGACAUUUGUAAGUCAUGCCACAUGCUUGCAACAUGCAAAUCCCUGAAUGGAUCCGACGAUGCUUGCUAUUGCAACCAUGGAUAUACUGGUGAUGGAAUUCAUUCAUGCAAUGAUGAUGAUGAGUGCCAGAAUGUCACAAAUAUCUGUGGGUCCAACACUGACUGUACCAACACAGUGGGGAGCUACUAUUGCACCUGUUUGUCAGGGUACGCAUCAACAGGACUGUACCAAUUCCAACCAAACGAUGGGACCGAGUGCACUGAUAUAGAUGAGUGCAAGAGCACUCAGGUCUGUGGACCAUUCUCUCUCUGCCACAAUACAAAUGGGUCUUUUUUUUGCACCUGCGACAGAGAUUACAUCCUAGUAUCAGGUGCUAAGCGGUUCCAUCCAGAAAAGGGUGGACCUUGUCAUGAACAUCCUAAGAAAAACUGUCACGAACAUCCCUUGUGCAUAGCACAAACUGUUAACAAAGUCCUUGAACAUAUGGGCAACCUUACAGAGCCCCAUAACAUGUUGGACGAGAUCAUCAGGCACACACGAGAAGAGUUGACUCCAGUCGAUGUGAUCUCAUUUGUGGAGGCCCUGUGUCGAUCCACCUCCCUUUUGAGUGUAGUGGGGAAGAACCAAACCACUAAACCAUUCAUGACCAAGGCCACUCUCUCUAAAUUUGUAAAGGCUGUAAACAACCUGGUGAAAAAGGAUGAGUUGGUUGCCUGGAGCAAAAUUGAAGGAGAUAAACGGGACUACACAAUCACCAAACUCCUCCACACUGUGGAGGAGAACAUAUUGAUACUGGCAAGAAACUAUCAAACUACCACCGAUCUGGAGAUCACAGAAAGUGAAAUAGAAAUAAAACUUUUUACAUUGGAUGCCCACCAUACCCGGAAAAGCAAGCUAUCAGUUUCAAUAGGUGGAGAACAUAUCAGUUUAACACCAAACAAUGACCAAGAUGGUGACAAAAAUGGAAGCGUGUCAGUGGUGUUUGUUCGGUAUGACAGCAUAGGUGAUAUAAUGAAACCCAACACUGACCCCAGUGUUAUGGAUUACGCACACUACGCUGGAACAGGAGGAAUCACUGUCAACUCCCAAGUCAUAGCAGUGGCUAUCAAACCUGUUGACAUGUACCAGCUUGACCGUGUAACAUUCACCCUCAGACACACAAUGCCAAUCAACACAAACGAAGAUGCAACCAAAUGUGCUUUCUGGGAGUAUGAUCCAGGCAGCUUGAAAGGGCACUGGGCUACACAUGGCUGUGACCAUGUGGAUGUCAACAGCACUACCACCACAUGCUCCUGUAACCACCUCACGCACUUUGCAAUUCUCAUGUCAUCAGGACGUGCCAAUUUGUUGGCCCACCACAACAUUCUGACCAGGAUCACUCAGCUGGGGAUGAUUAUCUCUAUUAUCUGUCUGUCCAUGUGUAUCUUCACCUUUUGGUUCUUUACUGAGAUCCAGAGUACCAGAACCACUAUUCACAAGAACCUGUGCUGCAGCCUCUUUAUGGCAGAAUUCAUUUUCCUGAUUGGAAUCAAUAUGAACACCCAUAAACUUUUCUGUUCCAUUAUUGCUGGCCUCCUCCAUUAUUUCUUCUUAGCUGCUUUUGCCUGGAUGUGCAUCGAGGGGAUUCAUCUUUACCUUAUAGUUGUUGGUGUUAUUUACAACAAAGGGUUCCUGCAUCGCAACUUCUACAUUUUUGGCUAUGGAAGCCCAGCUGUGGUGGUGGCCAUUUCGGCUACACUCGGCUCCAAGUAUUAUGGUACCAAUAAAGUGUGUUGGCUGAGCACGGAAAAUAACUUCAUUUGGAGUUUUAUUGGGCCUGCCUGCCUGAUCAUUCUAGUGAAUCUAUUGGCUUUUGGAGUGAUUAUCUACAAAGUGUUCCGUCAUACUGCUGUGAAAAAGCCUGAAAUUAGCCAUUAUGAAAAUAUAAGGUCCUGUGCCCGUGGUGCCCUUGCCCUCCUGUUUGUCCUUGGUGCCACCUGGACAUUUGGCGUGCUCCACAUCCUUAACGAGACCAUGCUCUCUGCUUAUCUAUUCACAAUUGCAAACACCUUCCAAGGGAUGUUUAUCUUCAUCUUCCUCUGUGUCUUAUCUAGAAAGAUUCAAGAGGAAUAUUACAGGCUGUUCAAAAAUGUCCCUUGUUGUUUUGAAUGCCUGAGAUAAACAAAUCAAGUAAUCGGAUAUCACGAUGGGUCUCAAGUUUUUUGAGUGGCAUGUAGCCUACUGUACAGUGGCUUGCUGUUUUUUUCACAAGCUGCUUUAAAUUGUGAAGGCAACAAUAUACAUUAUGCAUUUUCAAUACUGUAAAAAUACAAUUUACUUAUUUAAUAAAUCAA
Osmerus eperlanus (European smelt) is the source of this 2732-nucleotide messenger RNA. RefSeq names its product adhesion G protein-coupled receptor L4 (gene adgrl4). Gene Ontology annotation, molecular function: calcium ion binding; G protein-coupled receptor activity. The record is from RefSeq and is a predicted model, not a curated record. Gene Ontology annotation, cellular component: plasma membrane. The transcript has 16 exons. Bases 316 to 2559 code for a protein of 747 amino acids. Gene Ontology annotation, biological process: adenylate cyclase-activating G protein-coupled receptor signaling pathway; cell surface receptor signaling pathway. NCBI's taxonomy places the organism in Eukaryota, Metazoa, Chordata, Actinopteri, Osmeriformes, Osmeridae.